Molecule: messenger RNA, 1691 nt
Organism: Stegostoma tigrinum
Lineage: Eukaryota; Metazoa; Chordata; Chondrichthyes; Orectolobiformes; Stegostomatidae
Gene: nudt13
Product: nudix (nucleoside diphosphate linked moiety X)-type motif 13
Exons: 9
Coding region: 201-1220 (339 amino acids)
Molecular function (GO): hydrolase activity
Source: RefSeq, a predicted model, not a curated record
GGACCCAUCUUGUUGCGUAGUCCCUCUCGUCGACAGCGAGUAGGGAUAAGGGGAGCUGCGUUGCCCCGGGUAACAGCUGCGGGUUUAUGGCUGUCUCUGAGGGUCAAACACGGGACGUUUCGAUCAUGUUGCUGAUUUGAUGAGAAGAGAUGGGUUGGUCUUAGCCACAAACUGGAAGCUGGAGCUGUAAACAGAAAGUUAUGCCUCUCUUUCUGAGGUGCUUCAACAUGUCAGCCAUGCAGAUACCCUGCAGAUUGGUUUCAAAUUAUGUCAGUCGGAUGCGCUACCUGCUUGAACUGAAGGAGGAUGAUGAAGCCUGCCGUAAAGCUCUGAGCUCUGGAGCCUUUCUUCUCUUUCACAGUUUCUCACCCCUUUUGCAAAAAAGUGACAGCAAAUACAUGGCACCAUUUGUGAUGGCCUCAGAACUGAAUGGCAUUCUCCACAAACUGGAUCAGAAGGAGAAAUAUAUGGAACAGUCAGUGCUGAUUGGCUGUACAGAGAGCCAUGUGCCACAAUUUGCCCUAGAUCUAGGUAAAAUUGAAAAAGCCAGAGCUGAAUCAGUUCUGAAGGGAACAUUUGUUGAUUUACGGAAAGCCUUCUUCCUCUUGGAUGGAAAGGAUGCGCCCUUACUGUCAAAGGCACAGGGUCUCCUCCGCUGGCACAGCACAAAUCUCUACUGCAGUAGAACUGGACAACGGACACACAAGAACGUGUCAGGCAGUAAACGUAUCUGUAGCUCAGAAGAAAUUAUCUACUAUCCACAGGUAUCUCCUGUGAUUAUUGUGCUGGUGUCUGAUGGAGCACACUGCCUGCUGGCACGUCAGGAGGCAUUUCCUCCUGGAAUGUACAGUGCCCUGGCUGGAUUUUGUGACAUUGGGGAGACUGUGGAGGACUCAGUGCAACGGGAGGUUGCAGAGGAAGUUGGUUUGGAAAUAUCUUCGCUUGAGUAUUCUGCAUCCCAGCACUGGCCUUUUCCUAACAGCUCACUGAUGAUUGCUUGCCAUGCAAUGGUACAACCAGGGCAGAACAAGAUUGACCUGCACCAUUCGGAGCUUGAGGAUGCCCGUUGGUUUGAUGCUAAGGAGCUAACAGAAGCUUUAAAACGUAAGCGGGUACCCACCAAGAAAGAAAUGGGAGAUGUUCCAUUCUGGAUCCCACCACCAUGGGCUGUAGCACAUCAACUAAUCAAGGAAUGGACCGAAAGUCAGCAGCCGUCCUGAGUUUGUCGGCUUGUUCGAUGCAUGGAUACUGUUUCUUUGUCAUGUGAUUUAUAUGCUCUGACAGUCAGGUAUUAAUGAAGCAGCUGUAAAGCCCAAAAAAUGUUCAUUGUAUCAGACUUUUUUCUAUACCAAUUUAUAAAAAGGAAUAGCUGUCUCCUAUAUAUAACAGGAGACAGAUUAUCACAGUGAUUACUGCAUAAAGGCAUUAUUGAUGUGGAUCCUAUUUAGAUAAUCGGCAUCAUCAGAGCAUCAUUUAAAUUCACUUAUUUCAAACGACAUGUCCUGAAAUCUUAGUAUUGAAAAGUUUUUAAGCCAGGCAUUUUCUCAGAAAGUAAUCUGAAUAAGUAUCUGUUGUUUCCGCCUCAAAUCAGACUGCAGAAUAUGGGAGAGAUAGUAGGAACUGCAGAUGCUGGAGAAUCUGAGAUAACAAAGUGUGAAACUGGAUGAACACAGCAGGUCAAACAGCAUCAG